CGCUGAUUCCUUCUCUCCUCUUCUCUUUCCUUUCCUUGUGUUGUGUGGCGGGCGAGCGCAGUCCAGGAGGGAAACAGAUUCUGCUCCUCAGCUGGAUUCGUGAGAAGAAUACCCAAACAAAGGGUUGCGGAAAUCAGAGCGGUUUGCGGGGGCGGCUGUGGAUCUGCUUCCAUCCAAUUCUCUCUUUCUCUCCGACCUCCCCGAUCGCGAUUUCCCCUCUGUCUUUCUGCUUUCUCCGGUUGGUUGGUCGAGCUCCUCCCCUCUUUUUAUUUAAUGUUUUCCUUUGCAAUAUCGACUCGCUCAAAUUUCGCCCUCCUUUGCAGGUACGCAAAACCAGCUCGUGUUGUCUUCGGUUUCUCAAUCGAUCAAUCAUGGCGUCCAAGCGCAUCUUGAAGGAACUCAAGGAUUUGCAGAAGGAUCCACCCAGUUCCUGCAGCGCAGGUCCUGUAGCAGAGGACAUGUUCCACUGGCAGGCAACGAUUAUGGGACCCUCUGAAAGCCCCUAUUCUGGAGGUGUUUUCCUGGUUACGAUCCAUUUCCCCCCAGAUUAUCCUUUCAAGCCCCCUAAGGUAGCAUUCAGGACCAAGGUCUUUCACCCUAAUAUCAACAGCAAUGGAAGCAUCUGUCUAGAUAUCCUCAAAGAGCAGUGGAGCCCUGCUCUUACCAUUUCAAAGGUGCUUCUCUCAAUCUGCUCCUUGUUGACGGAUCCCAAUCCCGAUGAUCCUUUGGUGCCAGAGAUUGCCCACAUGUACAAGACAGACCGUGCCAAGUACGAGGCGACUGCACGCAGCUGGACCCAGAAGUAUGCUAUGGGAUGAUAGUACUAGAAGUGUUCGAUAAGAGUGCAACAAGACACACAAACACUGAAGAAGGAAGGUUAUCAAUUAUGUCUUAAGGAUUCGAAACAUUUUGAUUACGUGGUGUGGGAGAAUGCAGCAGUUGGUCCUGCUUGUUUUUGGCUGUGUAGUAUAUGUUUUUGGUUAGGGGCUCUUGAAGUUUGAAGGGAAGCCGGGUUUUUAUGAACUCCAUAACGAUUUUAUAUUACUUAGCGUUCUUUUCUUGCAUUUUGUUGGAUGGUCUUAUGAAUAUGAUAUAUUCCCCAACGAACUGGUUGUCUUGUUUCCGAUCUCUAGAUGCCAAUUGCGAUCCAGCAAAUCUCGAUUCCAGCUGUGCUUGUAAUCAAUCACGUAUUCACGU
This is a messenger RNA of Linum trigynum, 1197 nucleotides long. Lineage: Eukaryota; Viridiplantae; Streptophyta; Magnoliopsida; Malpighiales; Linaceae. The record is from the annotation of a GenBank genome assembly.